UUGACGUUCUCUUCCUUCGUCUUCGUCUUCUUCUUCUUCUUCUUCUUCUGUAUAUCCUCUUUUAUAUAAUUCAUUUCUUCCCUUCAAAACUCACUAAAUAAAUACGCCCCACUCACUCACUCACUGAAUCUCUCACUAACUCGCUCAGCCAAACCUUCCCUCUCUCCCAUGGUUGCCCUCUCUUCCUCACCAUCGCCAUGUCCUCCCACUUCUCCUUCUUCCUCUCCAGGUGGACCAGAGCUCUCCGGCGCCAGAGCUCUCGAGCCGACGACACCGACAACAGCAGCAACCUCAACAACAUCGAAGACAUCAUCAACGCCCCAAUCUCCAACUCCGUCGAGUGCUACGCCUGCACGCAGGUUGGGGUCCCAGUCUUCCACUCCACCAGCUGCGACGGGGCCCACCAGCUCCAAUGGGAGGCCUCCGCCGGCUCUUCCCUAGUCCCCAUCCAAUCCCGUUCCGACCUCAAAAAGGGCCUCUCCCGCGGCCGCCCCGCUGGCCCCUUCGGCCAUGUCCUCGACCCCCGCAGCAAGCGCGUGCAGAGGUGGAACCGCGCCUUCCUCCUCGCGCGUGGGAUGGCGCUGGCAGUCGACCCGCUCUGCGUCGCCGGGCUUUCCAUCGCCCCCGGGAUGGACGGCGGGCGGGCGGCCAUCGUCACGGUGCUGCGCACGUGCGUGGACGCCGUGCACCUCUGCCACCUGUGGCUUCAGUUCCGGCUGGCGUACGUGUCGCGGGAGUCGCUCGUUGUCGGGUGCGGGAAGCUCGUGUGGGACCCACAUGCCAUCGCCUCCCACUACGUGCGGUCCCUCAAAGGCUUCUGGUUCGACGCCUUCGUUAUCCUCCCCGUUCCCCAGGCUGUAUUUUGGCUGGUACUUCCAAAAUUGAUCAGAGAAGAGAAGAUUAAGGUGAUAAUGACCAUUCUUCUCUUAAUUUUUUUGUUCCAAUUCCUCCCAAAAGUGUACCACAGCAUCUGCUUGAUGAGAAGAAUGCAGAAGGUCACAGGCUACAUUUUUGGCACCAUUUGGUGGGGUUUUGGCCUCAAUCUCAUUGCCUACUUCAUUGCCUCUCACGUUGCCGGGGGGUGCUGGUAUGUGCUCGCGAUUCAGCGCGUAGCUUCAUGCCUAAGGCAACAUUGUGAAUUGAGUGCCAACUGCAAUCUCUCUUUGUCUUGCUCAGAGGAAGUUUGCUACCAAUUUUUGUCACCGGCAGGCACGAUGGGAAAUCCUUGUGGAGGCAACACAACAGCAAGUGUGGUGAGAAAGCCCCCAUUGUGCUUGGAUGUCAAUGGAACAUUCAAUUAUGGAAUCUAUCAGUGGGCUCUCCCGGUCAUAUCUAGCAACUCACUGGCUAUUAAGAUCCUUUAUCCCAUCUUUUGGGGUCUAAUGACUCUCAGCACCUUUGGCAAUGAUCUUGAACCUACAAGUCACUGGCUAGAAGUUAUUUUCAGCAUAUGCAUUGUGCUCAGUGGCUUACUUCUCUUCACUUUGUUGAUUGGGAACAUUCAGGUAUUUCUGCACGCGGUUAUGGCAAAGAAGAGAAAAAUGCAGCUGAGAUGCAGAGACAUGGAAUGGUGGAUGAGGCGAAGGCAGCUGCCAUCCGGUUUGAGACGAAGAGUGCGCCAUUAUGAAAGGCAUAGAUGGGUUACAAUGGGGGGAGAAGAUGAGAUGGACUUGAUCAAAGACUUGCCUGAAGGGCUCCGAAGGGAAAUUAAGCGCCACUUAUGCCUAGACCUCAUAAAAAAGGUUCCCCUGUUCCACAAUUUGGAUGAUCUUAUUCUUGACAACAUUUGUGAUCGAGUCAGGCCACUGGUUUUCUCUAAAGAUGAAAAGAUAAUUAGAGAAGGAGACCCUGUUCCGAAGAUGUUAUUUAUUGUGCGUGGACACAUAAAGCGUAGCCAAGGCCUAAGCAAAGGCAUGGUGGGAACCAAUGUGCUUGAACCAGGAGGGUUUCUGGGGGAUGAGCUGCUCUCCUGGUGCCUUCGCCGGCCAUUCAUAGACCGCUUGCCAGCCUCAUCUGCCACGUUUGUUUGCCUUGAAUCAACAGAAGCAUUUGGCCUCAAUGCAGAUGAUCUGAGAUACAUCACAGAUCAUUUCAGAUACAAAUUUGCCAAUGAGAGGCUCAAAAGAACAGCAAGAUACUACUCUUCCAAUUGGAGAACUUGGGCUGCUGUGAACAUACAAUUCGCUUGGCGCCGCUACAGGCUGAGGACUAACAGAGGUCCUGUGAUCCCUGUGGUGCAAAAUGGAGGCACUGAGCAGAGGCUGUUGCAGUAUGCUGCAAUGUUCAUGUCACUUAAGCCACAUGACCACCUUGAAUAAUUAGCUUUAUAUAGCUAAUACCCUAUUUAGGCAAAAAAAAAUCUUGUUUAUGUAGAAGAAUAAAAUUAUUUGGACCACAUUUUCAGACAGUGUUCAAGACCAUUUACUCUAGUUACACCCCAAUUAAAGAAUUGGUCUGAAAAUGUGGUUCUAUGUAGCAUUAGUGUAUGCAAUUAAAAAUUUUCUCUAAUAAUAUCAUCUUUAAAUGGUA
Molecule: messenger RNA, 2529 nt
Organism: Prunus mume (Japanese apricot)
Lineage: Eukaryota; Viridiplantae; Streptophyta; Magnoliopsida; Rosales; Rosaceae
Gene: DND1
Product: Cyclic nucleotide-regulated ion channel family protein
Biological process (GO): transmembrane transport; monoatomic ion transport
Cellular component (GO): membrane
Molecular function (GO): monoatomic ion channel activity
Source: RefSeq, a predicted model, not a curated record